This is a messenger RNA of Naegleria gruberi, 1272 nucleotides long. RefSeq lists its product as uncharacterized. The record is from RefSeq and is a predicted model, not a curated record. Lineage: Eukaryota; Heterolobosea; Eutetramitea; Acrasida; Naegleriidae. Gene Ontology annotation, molecular function: methyltransferase activity. The coding region runs from base 1 to 1272 and encodes 423 amino acids. The transcript has a single exon.
AUGUCUUGUUGUGGAAGCCAAAAAUCCUGUUGUCCUCCUUCUUCAUCAUCACCAAUGGAAAAUACACCUAAACAAACAACUGCUUCAUGUUGUUCAACCAACAAUCAAUCUUCAUCAUCAUCAUCGGAUAAUCAUAAUUUAAUUAGUGAAAAUACAACAGGAGUAUCCUAUACAAAUUCCAAUGCAGUUUAUGAAUCUGUGAAGGAAUAUUACGGAAAAGUCUUGUCUACUACUAAAGAUUUGAAAACUUCUGCAUGCACUUCAAGUGGAGCACCUCAUCCGAUUAUGAAAGCUUUACUUGCUAAAAUUCCAGAUGAAGUAUUGAGUAAAUAUUAUGGAUGUGGGUCACCAUUGCCAUUGGCUGGCAUUUCUGGAUUAACUGUCUUGGAUUUGGGUUGUGGAAGUGGAAGAGAUGUCUAUUUGGCAAGUAUGCUUUGUGGAAAGGGAGGAAAAGCUAUUGGAGUUGAUAUGACUGAUGAGCAAUUGCAAGUUGCAAGGGACAAUGUUGUAAAGUUGCAAGAAAAUUUUGGAGCUGACAAUUUGGCAACUCUGGAAUUCAAAAAGGGAUUUAUUGAAGAUUUGAAAGGUGCUGGAAUUGAGGAAAAUUCUGUUGAUAUUGUCAUUUCUAAUUGUGUUGUGAAUUUGUCACCAGAUAAGGCUUCCGUUUUGAAAGGUGUUUACAAUAGCUUGAGAUUUGGAGGAGAGUUUGUAUUUUCUGAUGUUUAUUGUGAUCGUCGUUUGCCAUCUGACGUUCGUUCUCAUGAAUUACUCUUUGGAGAAUGUAUUGCUGGAGCAUUGUACACAAAUGACUUUUUAGCACUCUGUAAGAAGGUUGGAUUCGAUGAUCCAAGAGAAUUGACAAGAAGUGAAAUUGUUAUUCAUGAUUUGAAAUUGAAGGAAAUUCUUGGAAAUGCCAAAUUCUAUUCCAUCACUUAUCGUUUAUUCAAAUUGAAUGAUUUGGAACCACAAUGUGAAGAUUAUGGACAAAUUGCAAUUUAUAGAGGAGGCUCAGAAGUUGAUCAUGUCUACAAGCAUGCUUACACCUUAGAUGCUGGACAUGUCUUUGAGAGAAAUAGACCAGUUCUCGUUUGUGGAAAUACUGCCAGUAUGUUAUCCAAACCAUCUUGGUUAGGUCCUUAUUUCCAAAUUAUUGGUGAUAUGAGUACACAUUAUGGAGCUUUUGAUUGUUCUAAGGGUCCAUCAACUUCUCAACAACCUUCAACUGCCAAUAGUUGUUCACCAAGCUCAUGUAGUGGUAGUUCUUGUUGUUAA